UUAAAUGGGCGGAGAUUUUCACUGUCCCAUUAUGGAAGAGAGUCUCAAAUUUAUACUUCAAUGUACAUCACAAGAAGAAGGCAAUGGAGCCCGAGAUGGAGCCUCUUCUUCAACGAAGAUACUGUCCUUUCCCUCCCUUCCAGCCACUGUGGCAGAAGUGAAGGCCCGGAUAGAGAAGGAGUGUCAAAUUCCUGAACCACUUCAGGCCAUCUUGUUCGGGUCUGUGAUCCUAGAGUCCAGCACUGAGCUGAAGUCACUCCGCCUCAGAAGUGGUGACACCCUAACAGUGAGAUACCACUCCACAGCGCAGUGUAAGGAACUAGACGAAGGAAUGGCAUGGAUACAAUAUUUGCUUGAAACUUUUCAGAGAUUAGGAGUACCUCUGAGCUACAGCAUGCAACAGCAAGACGACACUAUAUUCCAGGCACUGGAAUCAAUUAGAGAAGAAGACAACUUCAUGACACGCCUUGCUUUUGAUUAUUCACUUCCAUGGCUUGAGCCAAGAGUAUCAGCAAACAAAGUUUACUUCAUACAGAAAAAAGGACUUGAGAAGUUGCUUGAACUCCACACUUGCCUUGUUUCCUGUCAAUGGCAUGCAUUACCCUUAGAGCUACAGCUGCUUCAAGGACAAAUACUAAUGGUAAUCUGGAACCUUGCAGAAACUUUUCAACUGAGACGAGAAAUUCUUAAGCGUGGUGGACUGGAGAAAUGCAUCCAGAGUCUUGUACAAGUUAGAAUAGUACCUGAAUUGCUGGAAGAGAAUGACAAAGAUGAUAUGGUAACAAUUUGGGAGUGUAUACGAUCAUCUGUUGGCGCAUUGGCAAAUUUAUGUGAAUUACCAGAGACUCACUUGACUUUAGCUACAAACAGAGAAGCCAUUGAGCAGCUAAUGAGCAUAGCAACGACAAAAACAUUUGACCUUAAGAGCAUCCAAGCUGUCGCUGUCCUCCUCCUAGUGUUGAGCUAUACAUCAGAAACACAUCCAUACUUGAUACAAUCAAAAGUUGUGGAAAGCAUGAUGAAUUUGAGUUACCUCAAUGAAGAUGAAUUUUAUUUCAUUGGAUAUGUGGAAGAGAUCCAGCCAAUCCUAAUGAAUUAUCACAGAGCAACAUUCUUUGCUCACCUUUUCUUGAUUUCCACUGACCUCCUAUCCACAGAACAAAUCCUCUUAAUUAACGAUUGCAUAUCACAAUUCCUUGCAAUGGCUACAACAGAAGAACUCAUAGAUGCUGAACUGAAAGAACACUACAUCUGGGAGACAUUCAUACCAUACGUAAGACUCUUCUACCAGCCUCCAAUACCUAGUACCAGUCCCAUCCUAUCAAUGCCAGACUUUGAUGUACUGCAAAGAGACUGUCUCUAUGUUAACUUGAUGGCAUUACAUAACAUGCUAAGCCGUGAGAAUCACAGGACAAUCUUGAAACGUCAAGAGCUACUGGACUACAUCACUUGCCUUCCGUGGCAUCUUUCUGGAGAUUUAGUAGAAAGUGGACGCGAGUUGGUAAGAUUAUUUCAGUUUGAUUCUCAAAUAAAUUUACAACCACCAUCACUGAGUAAUAUGGCUAAAGCCAUUGUUGCUAAGAACUAUUGUGGGCUGGAACGUGUGCUUAAGGAACCUGUGAUUGAACUGUAUCAAAACAUUCAAAGAUAGCUGUACUCAUUAUACAAAAAAUAAUUCAAUUUUAGAAAAAAUUUUUUGUAUUAUGUAUAUACAUACUGACAUGAUACUGUAUGUAGUGUAGUUAUUCAAACAAUUUAUGAUUGAUAUCCAA
This is a messenger RNA of Amphimedon queenslandica, 1772 nucleotides long. RefSeq lists its product as uncharacterized. Gene Ontology annotation, molecular function: protein binding. Lineage: Eukaryota; Metazoa; Porifera; Demospongiae; Haplosclerida; Niphatidae. The transcript is spliced from 3 exons. The record is from RefSeq and is a predicted model, not a curated record. The coding region runs from base 5 to 1651 and encodes 548 amino acids.